Molecule: messenger RNA, 5206 nt
Organism: Lepus europaeus (European hare)
Lineage: Eukaryota; Metazoa; Chordata; Mammalia; Lagomorpha; Leporidae
Product: sp110 nuclear body protein-like
Exons: 9
Coding region: 99-1130 (343 amino acids)
Biological process (GO): regulation of transcription by RNA polymerase II
Cellular component (GO): nucleus
Molecular function (GO): DNA-binding transcription factor activity, RNA polymerase II-specific
Source: RefSeq, a predicted model, not a curated record
GCCGCCGCCCCGACUUCCUGUUCCUCCGGCUGUGUCCCGGUGCACCAGAAGCCUGGAGAGGGGUAGGAGCAGCCCCAGCCCCAGCCCCAGCCCCCAGGAUGCCCACCUUGCCCGCGGCCUGGGACGAGGCACUUCUUCAGCACUUCACGUGCCGGAAGCUGGAAAUCGCCUACGCCAUCCACAAGCCAUUUCCCUUCUUCGAAGGCCUCCGAGACAACGCCUUCAUCACGGAGAGAAUGUACACGGAGUCUUUGGAAGCCUGCGGGAAUUUGGUCCCUGUGUCCAGAGUGGUGUACAACGUUCUCACCAGACUGGAGAAGACGUUCAGCCUGCGGCUGCUGGAGGCCUUGUUCAGCCAAAUCAACCUGCGCGAAUACCCCAGGCUGAUAGCUGUGCUCAGGAGCUUCAGAGGAGCCUGUGCUUCCUACGGAGAGUGGAGCAGACCCACAGCAGUCCUGCUGGAAGGCCCGCCUGACCCAGCAGAAGGCAGCCGCCUACAGACCCUGCUGCCGCUGCCCGCACCCCCGCUGUCCCCACCCAGCUGCCUGCUCCCAGCACACAGGGGCAGUGAGCCUGGAGGAUCCUCGCCCAGCACUUCGGAGCCUCUGCCUGGACCCACCGUGGGAGGAAGGAGCACUCCAGUGACCAGUGACAGCUUAACAUCCAGAAUAGAGGAGGAGGAAGACCCCCAAGAGCUGCCCAGCCCUCACCCCAGCCCUGUGCAAGUGGUGAGAGAUGCUUCUCCAGAGCCGAGUGACCCAGAAGAGCCUGGGGAGGCACUGAGCCCACCUCCAAACAAGAAACGAAGCAAAAGGAAAAGGAGUAUCUGGUCAACCCCAAAGAAGAGAUACCGGAAAACAAGCCUCCCAAGAGCCUCAUCUGGAAUCCAAGAGAAGCUCCCCGUGGUAGACCAGGCGACUCACAGGAAAGACGGUCCAACCCGGACCUCGGGGGUGAUGACAAGAGCCCAGAAGGCGAGGGCGGAGCGUGCCCGGAUGUCCAGACCAGAAGAAGGUCCAGCCCCAGGGCUUCCUAAGCGGCUCACUGUAACCCUGACUCUGCAGACAAAGCCAUCACACAGCCAUCGUCACACGAAUGGAUCCAGCUUCAACGCGGGCCUUUAUUUGUAGGGUAACGGCACCAACCUCGGGCAGCUCUAUGAUGUCCACAAGCUUGUGAUGUGCACAGUGAUCCUAUGACAAUGGGUAGCCCCAUUUCACAGAUGAGAAGACUGAAGAACAGAGGCUAAGUAACCUACCCGAGAUUUCAUAGCCAGAAAGUGGUAGAAUUUCCUCUGGAACCCACACAGUCUGGCAUUUGUGUUCUUAAUCCCUAGCCUGUCUAUAAGAAAGAACUUACAACUGACAUAUGAGGGUCCUUCCAAAUGCUUGUGGGAAAGCGAAUUAAAAUGUAAGUUCAGGUGCGUUUAGCCCAACACUUAAGACACCAGGUGAGAUGCCAGUGUUAUGUUACUAUUAUUAGCAUAGCUAAAAAGGAAGACUGACAGUACUAAGAGUAGACAAGGAUACAGAGCGCAGGAAAUCUCAUGGUUGGCCGAUGGUAACGCAGAAUGGUCCAGUCGGAGUUAUUCGGAAGUCAGAGUUACAGAGAAUCUUCCGUUCACAGUUCACUCCCCAGAUGGCUGCAGUGGCCAAGGCUGAGCCAGGUAGAUGCCAGGAGCUUCAUUUGAGUCUUCCAUGUGGGUGGCAGGGGCCCAAGGACUUGGGCCAUCAUCUGUGGCUUUUCCCAGCCCAUUAGCAGGAAGCCAGAUCAGAAGUGGAACAGCCCGGACACGAUCCGGUGCCCAUGUGGAUGCCAGCAACAUUGCAGGCAGAGGCUUUACCAGCUAUGCCACAGUGCUGGCCCCAGUAGUCUUUUUUUUUUUUUUAUAAAAUUAAACUUGGGCUUAUCUUGGACCCAGCAAACAUAGUUCCACAUAAAGACCUGCACACUGAUGGUUGUAGCAGCUUUGUGCAUAAUAGCCAAAGACUGAACAUAACCCAAUUGUCAUCUACAAGUAAACUAAUUAGCACGUUGUAGCACAUCCAUACAAUGAGGUAACCACUCAGCAAUAAAGAAAAUGAACUCCUGCUACCUCCAGCAGGGGUACACCCCAAGAGCACUGGGCUCAGCGGGAAUAGUCAGACCCAAAAGGCUGGUAGUGGUGGGAGUCCACUCAUGCGGUGACAGCUAUAUGACCAUGCACAGAAGACAACGUUCUGGGGCCAAAAUGCUGGUCAGGGGGUUGCCUGGGACUGGAGGGGGAGGGGAGCCUGUGGGAGCUUCCUGGAUGAAGAAGCUGUUCUUUGUCUUCACUGUGUCAGUGUCACGUGAGUACGUACUUGUCAAAACUCAACCUACUUUUUUCUUGUUCAAAAUUUAUCUAUUUGAAAGGCAAAGGUACAGAGAAAAGGAGAGACACAGAGAGAGAGAGAGGGGGAGAGAGAGAGAGAGAGAGGUCUUCCAUCCACUGGUUCACUCCCCAAAUGGCUACAGUGUCCAGAGCUGGGCCAUUCUGAAGCCAGGAGCCAGGAGCUUCUUCCUGGUCUCCCACGCAGGUGCAGGGGCUCAAGCACUAACGCCAUCCUCCACUGCUUUCCCAGGUGCAUUAGCAAGGAGCUGGAUGGGAAGUGGAGCAGCUAGGACUUAAACUGGCAGCCAUAUGGGAGGCUGGCACUGCAGGUGGCUACCCCACUCCACCUGAGCCUACAUCUUUAAAAGGAAUUUACUGUAUGUCAGUUAUACCUCAGUGAGGCUGACUUCACAAUAAAUAAACAAAUACCCAACUACGUGAUCAAACCAUCAGUGGAAGCCCCAGUGCCACUAAAAAUAGAAUUAUGCAUUUUGGCCCCCUCACCUCCCCCCGCCAUGGUGCCCUAGAUUGGUCCUUCUCAUGUGUUCUCUCCAGGGUGACUGAUGUGUCUUCCAGACUUUUCUUCAAGGGUCUUUGCAGUGGCGGGGGGGAGGGCUGUGGAAAGCAGAAGAGAGUGUGGCAUCCAGAGCCUUCCUCGUCAGCCCGGGGCGAUGAUUUGAAAGUGACUGCCGCCUUCUUCCCUCACCUCCCAGGCUAGCCUUUCCUUGGGGCAGCAGGAGAGGAUUACAGAAGAGAGAGCACGUGGGGCCAGCUGGGGCCGGCGCUGUGGCGUAGCGAGUGAAACCACCGUCUGCAGUGCCCGCAUCCCAUGUGGACGCUGGUUCGAGUCCCGACUGCUCCACUUCCGAUCCAGCUCUCUGCUAUGGCCUGAGAAAACAGUGGAAGAUGGCCCAAGUCUUUGGUCCCCUGAACCCCAUGUGGGAGACCCGGGAGAAGCUCCUGGCUCCUGGCUUCGGAUCGGCGCAGCUCCAGCCAUUGCAGCCAUCUGGGGAGUGAACCAGCAGAUAGAAGACCCCCCCACCCCGUCUCUCUCUGCCUCUGCUUCUCUGUAACUCAGCCUUUCAAACAAAUAAAUAAAUCUUUAAGAGAGCGAGAGAGCAUGUGCCACCCCAGGGCAGGGCAUCCGUUUCUGCCUGACUUUCCGGAGCCCGUGGCUGGACUGUCGGAAGGGAGGGCGUUGGCUGCCAUCUUUAGAUGCGCUGGCAGCAGUCACCACAGACAACACUGGUUCCUGGAGGGGCUCUCUGGCUGCCUAGAGCCCUGGAGUGAUGCUUCCUGUCUCUGGACCCGCCGGUUGCUCUAAGGAGACAGCCCUCGUGGGGAAUGUCUGUGGACGUUUGUUUCCCACCCCGCCUCCCUUCUGCAGAGACGGACACGCUGGGUGAUUCCGAGCUGGGAACGGUUUCGCGUGCGCUUGUCCGCUGAGACACGGUGAGGUUCUCUGGGCUCCUGGCCCGUUCACUCCGCGGACCAAACGGAAAGGCAGACACUACGUCUGCGACUGGAACCCAUGCAACUGCCUGUCUUUAGACUUUGGUUGAAAAGAAAACGGUGCCUGAAAUAAUUUUGCUUUCCAAUAUACAUUCUUUCCUCUUUUACUAUUAGGAACCCCAGUUAUUAGAGGGGGACGUGACUACCUAACUAAAAUUUAUUCUUAGCCAUGGAAUGACUCAAUUUUGAUCAGUUAGAUGUAAGAAAAACAAAAGAAAAAGGGUUUAUGUGACUUCUAGGAAAUGUCUGUAGUAGGAAUAUGCAGACCCUUCAUUUUCCUUUCCUCCUUCCCAUCAGCUGGAAUAUAAAUGUGAUGACAGGAACACUAGCAGCCACCUUGGAUCAUGAGGUAGCACACUAAUCAUGGCAGGGUAGAAGAGAAUGAGCCUGGUGGGUGCAGAGCUGCUGUGGAGGCCUGGAUUGUAGACAUCUGGAUUUUCUUUUACAAACAAAAAAAUCUAUUUCUAAGUUUAAAAAAUUUAUUUAUUUUGUUUGAAAGGUAGAAAGACAAAAAUCUCCCAUCUGCUGGUUCCCUCUCCAAAAUGCCUGUGAUAUCCAGGGCCAGGCCAGGCCAGAGCUUGGAGCCUGGGACUCAAUCCAGGUGCCCCAAGUGGGCGGCAGGGACCCACGUAAACCACCACCUGCUGCCUCCCAGGAUCUGCAUUAGCAGGAAGCUGGAGCUGGGGGGCAGAGCCAGGGCUUGAGCCCAGAUGCGCCCGUAUAGGCUGCAGGCGUCCCAAGUGGCACCAUAACUACUGCGCCAGGCGCCCACCCCAACCUCUGAUGUCUGAAGUCCCUGUGACCUGAUUGCUGUUCUUGUUUUAUGCAACCAAACUAAGUAAUACAAAAACUGCCAACAACAACUGGUUUCAGAAGAUAAGUGCACUCCACAAUUGAUCACUCUGAUAGGUCUAAGAGUCAAAGGGACCACACAAACAAGACUAGUGUCUGCUAAUACUAACUGAUAGAUUCAUAAAGGGAAAAAAUGAUCCAACAUGGGAAGUGGGAUACACAGCAGACUCAUAGAAUGGCAGAUGUCCUAAAUAGCACUCUGGCCUCAGAAUCAGCCCUUAAGGCAUUCGGAUCUGGCUCAAGAGCCCAUGAGAGUAUUUUAAGCAUGGAAAGCCAAGACACUCUGGAAAAAAAAAAGAAGAAGAAGAAGACCUAAAUGAAAGAUCUCUGCAAGUGAGAUCCCAGUGGAAAGAAUGGGGCCAUCAAAGAAGGAGGUACCUUUCUCUGAAGGGAGGAGAGAACUUCCACUUUGACUAUGACCCUAUCGGAAUAAGAUCAAAGUCAGCGAACUCUAAAGGCUUCCAUAGCCUUGGCAACUCAUGACUAGAG